This is a messenger RNA of Eucalyptus grandis, 1897 nucleotides long. RefSeq names its product ACT domain-containing protein ACR6. Lineage: Eukaryota; Viridiplantae; Streptophyta; Magnoliopsida; Myrtales; Myrtaceae. The coding region runs from base 250 to 1581 and encodes 443 amino acids. The record is from RefSeq and is a predicted model, not a curated record. The transcript has 7 exons.
CUCUCUCUCUGCGGGGGAGUUAUUCCUUGGAUGCUGGAGAAGGCAUCGUCGCCCAAAAACCAGAGCAAGCAGCAGCACACCAAACGCUGUUCUUCCCCCCAUCUCUGAAUAUAUUCUCCUCCUCCUCCUCCCCCUGCCUUCCCCUGCCUCUCCCCCCCCACCUCUUCUCUUCUGUUCACUCCAUCCUCCACUCGCUUCGCUCUCGGCCCCCCCGAGCAGAGCAGAGGAGGCCCCGCCGUGCUCCCGGAGAUGGACGAUGAGUACGCUAAGCUCAUCAGGAGAAUGAACCCCCCCAGAGUGGUUAUCGACAACAAGUCUUGCGAGGAUGCCACAGUGAUACAGGUUGACAGUAUCAACAAACAUGGCAUUCUCCUAGAAGUAGUCCAAGUGCUCAUAGAUAUGAAUCUCACAAUUACUAAAGCUUAUAUAUCAUCUGAUGGAGGAUGGUUCAUGGAUGUUUUUAAUGUGAUUGAUUGUGACGGGAAGAAAAUCAAGGAGAAAGAAGUCAUCGAAUAUAUUAAGAGGAGACUUGAAAGCAAUGCAAGCAUUUCCCCCUCGUUCAGAGAGUCUGUAGGCUUUAUGCCCUCUAAUGAGCACACCUCAAUCGAACUCUCUGGUACGGACCGGCCUGGUCUGUUGUCAGAAGUAUGUGCUGUUCUUACGGACCUUCACUGCAAUGUAGUAAACGCUGAAAUAUGGACACACAAUGCUAGGGCCGCAGCUGUUGUUCAUGUCACUGAUGAUACAACAGGGCAUGCUAUCAAAGAUCCGAAACGUCUUGCUACAAUAAGGGACCUUCUUUGUAAUGUUCUUAAAGCAGAUGGUGAUGUUAACACGGCCAAGAUGACACUUUCAUCGCCCGGGGUGACUAACAGGGGGAGGAGGCUACAUCAGAUUAUGUUUGCAGACAGAGACUAUGAAAGGGUUGAUAAAGAAGAGAUUAGGAGGAUGCAUGAUAACAGCACGAGACCCUUUGUAACAGUGAUGGAUUGUUAUGAGAAAGAUUAUACCAUUGUGACCAUGAGGUCUAAAGAUCGACCAAAACUACUGUUUGAUAUCAUUUGCACAUUGACAGACAUGCAGUAUGUAGUCUUUCAUGGAAUGGUCAACACUGGGAGGAAAGAAGCUUAUCAGGAAUUCUACAUCCGACAUGUUGAUGGACUCCCUAUAGGUUCAGAAGCUGAACGAGAAAGGAUCACACAAUGUCUUGAAGCAGCUAUUGAAAGGCGGGCAUCUGAGGGUUUGGAACUGGAAUUGUGUGCCGAAGACCGGGUUGGACUCCUCGCAGACGUCACUAGGUUAUUCCGAGAGAAUGGUUUGUGCGUAAAAAGAGCUGAGAUUUCAACUAAAGAUGGGAAAGCCAAAGACACAUUCUACGUAUCUGAUGUCACCGGUAGCCCUGUGGACCUCAAGAUCAUCGAUUCAAUCCGUCAUCAAAUUGUACCGUCCGUGUUGCAGGUGAAACACAAUUCACUUCUGCUGCCUAAAAAACCUCAAGAAACUACAGGCGGUUUCCUCUUUGGCAACUUCUUCAGAACAAGGAACUUCCAGAACUUCAAGUUAGUCAGAUUGGCCUCGUGAACGGCUCACCACGGGAUCCUGUAAGUAGACACACUGUACAGAAGAUACAAGCAUUUCAACCCCUCAAACAUACACGGAAAUCACGUCUGCUAUAGUACACCUAGGGCCAAGUGAUGAUGGGGGUAUAUGGCUCUCUGCUAUCAGACUGUAGAUAGAAGAUUCUCAAGACCACCAUCUGUUACUUUAAUGAUGGUUUCUUUUGUAAAUCUUUACUUCCUGUAAGUAGAUAGUGUACAGGGUGAUGUUACUCUACUGUGUACAGAACUAUUAAAAGCAUCGUUAGAUCAAUGAGAUAGACUGUGAAUAUUAUGUAUGA